Penicillium cosmopolitanum is the source of this 726-nucleotide messenger RNA. RefSeq lists its product as uncharacterized. Gene Ontology annotation, cellular component: intracellular anatomical structure. Lineage: Eukaryota; Fungi; Ascomycota; Eurotiomycetes; Eurotiales; Aspergillaceae. The record is from RefSeq and is a predicted model, not a curated record. The coding region runs from base 1 to 726 and encodes 241 amino acids. Gene Ontology annotation, molecular function: oxidoreductase activity, acting on NAD(P)H, oxygen as acceptor. The transcript has 2 exons.
AUGCCUAUUCCAGUUCCCAAGCCCGACAGUCUCAAGGACCUUCUUAGCCUCAAGGGCAAGGUCGUCGUUGUGACCGGUGCUUCCGGCCCUCGCGGCAUGGGUAUCGAGGCCGCCCGCGGCUGCGCCGAGAUGGGCGCCGAUCUGGCCAUCACCUACUCCUCACGACCCGAAGGCGGCGAAAAGAACGCAAAGGACCUGUCCGAGCAGUAUGGUGUCAAGGUCAAGGCCUACAAGUGUGAUGUCGGUAACUGGGAGAGCGUGGAUGGCUUCGUCAAGUCGGUCAUUAAGGACUUCGGCAAGAUCGAUGCCUUCAUCGCCAAUGCUGGCCGCACCGCCAACUCCGGUGUCCUCGAUGGCUCCGUCAGUGACUGGGAGGAGGUCAUCCAGACCGACCUGAACGGCACUUUCCACUGCGCCAAGGCUGUCGGCGCUCACUUCAAGGAGCGCGGCACUGGCUCCUUCGUCAUCACCUCUUCCAUGUCCGGUCACAUCGCCAACUUCCCUCAGGAGCAAACCUCCUACAACGUCGCCAAGGCUGGCUGCAUUCACAUGGCUCGCUCCCUUGCCAACGAGUGGCGUGACUUCGCUCGCGUUAACAGCAUCUCCCGGGAUACAUUGACACCGGCUAAGGAGCUUAAGGGUGCCUAUGUUUACCUCGUCAGUGAUGCUAGCACCUACAUGACCGGUAACGAUCUGAUCAUUGACGGAGGAUACACCGUCCGGUAA